Stegostoma tigrinum is the source of this 11144-nucleotide messenger RNA. RefSeq names its product OFD1 centriole and centriolar satellite protein (gene ofd1). The coding region runs from base 105 to 3161 and encodes 1018 amino acids. The transcript has 23 exons. The record is from RefSeq and is a predicted model, not a curated record. NCBI's taxonomy places the organism in Eukaryota, Metazoa, Chordata, Chondrichthyes, Orectolobiformes, Stegostomatidae. Gene Ontology annotation, biological process: epithelial cilium movement involved in determination of left/right asymmetry. Gene Ontology annotation, molecular function: protein binding. Gene Ontology annotation, cellular component: centrosome; ciliary basal body.
CACGUGGUCAGUUGCCGGCGUCGGGUGGUUGCUGCAGCAACGUUGGCGGGAAGCGGCCGUUGCAGUGAGCGAGUAGUACUCCGGUUCCGGAGCUCAGCAUCUAAAUGGAAUCUAAAAUGGCUGCUGGGAAUCAUGAUGCCAUUUCUUCAGAAGAGCUUCGGAGGAGACUUUAUCAAACAUUCAAAAAUCGGGGUGUCUUAGAUUCUUUAAAGUCGCAGCUUCGAAAUCAGCUUGUCCAUGAAUUAACGCAUCCUGGUUUAAAUGGACUGUUACCCGUGAAUGGUCAUCGGCAUCAGAAUGCUUCCACAGAAGAAAGUUCUCUAUUGGUUAUGGCUGCAAAUAGCAUUGUAGCAGACCAUUUAGGAAAGAUUGGAUAUGAGUACUCACUGUCUGUUUUUUACCCAGAAUGUGGCUUAGAAAAAGAAAAGGCAUUUACAGCAAGAGAUCUCCUGCAAGUUUUGAAGAUCAGCCCCAGAUCAGAGCUUUACAAAUCCAUUAUUUCAAAUCUUGAAAAAAAUCAAAAAGGUUUUCUUAUUCAGUUUCUGAUGGAACUGGCUGACUAUCACCUAAGUCGAGCACAUCAGGAUGCAGAAACUCAGACUACCUGUGCUUCAGAGUACACAGAAUCUAUUGUUGAUAAACUUCAAAUGAUUGAUGAAGAAUAUGCAGCAUUUCAUCCAACAAAUUUACAAGAGGACUUCUGGGAAACUAAACUGCUUGUAUAUCGUAAACAAAUGGAAGAACAGCUUCAGGAAGAGAUGCGGCAAGAGCUGCAACAUUUUAAGGAUCUGGAAUUGGCUAAGGUUCGGAUUCAGGAGAAAGAGCACUCACAGAAGAAUAUAGAAGAGAUCAGAUUAAAGCUAGACAAAAUGUACCAGAAAAAGUCUGAGACGUUGAUUACAAGAGAGAAGAAUGCUAUUGAGAGACUUCAGAAACAGCAGGAGAUUGAGGAAAAAGAAAUAUAUAUACAGAGGCAAAGUUUACUGAAAGAUAUUGAAGCUGUGCGAAAUAGAGAGAUUGAACUUCGACAACGAAUCGAAGCCUUUGAACUGACUCAGGAUUUGCAUGACCAAAAGAACAAGAGUUUAGAGGACGAUCUGCGGAGACGGGAGCUUGCAGUGAAAAAUAUUGAGGAAACUUACGAGCAGAAGCUGAAAACUGAACUGUGCAGGUAUCAACUGGAACUACAGGAAGAGCAUCGUCAAAGAAUGGAAAAAGUGACUGCAAAUGAGAAAAGACUUGAAGCAGAGGCAGCUCGACUGCACGAGGAGUCUGUUAUUAUUCAUUCCAAAAGAGAGGAACUCCAAGAAGCUCGUGUUGAAGUUAAGAAGCUGGAGGUGGAAAUGAAUGCAGCUACAGCCCAAGUUUGUUUGUUAAUGAAACAAAAUGAGCUGUUGAAUGAAAAGCUCAAGGAAGUAGCAGACUAUACUACGUUAAAGACAGAAAAUGUACGGCUUCAGACUGAGAUUAACAUGCUGACAAAACAGCUUGAUGAAGCUCAUCGUGAAAAUCAGAAACUGCUUGAAACGCUGAAUCAACCUUCUGCUGCACAAUUAACUCUUCAAACUGAAUUGAAGAAAGCAGAAUAUUCAAGAAAGCUUGACCAAGAUGAAUAUCAAAACCAAAAACAGAUUCUGGAACAACAGCUACAGAAUGAGAUGGAACGGUAUGCAAGGGUGAGAAGCCAACUUGUAGACUAUGAGGAUCAAACCAGAAGGCUGAAUGGAAAGAUUGAUGAUUUGAAACUUCAGCUGCGACAAACACAGUUGGCUUUAGAGAAUGAAGUCUACCGCAAUCCAAAACCAUCUCUAAUUGAUCGGUCAAUCAUUGACCUCACUGCUGACAGACUUGCACCACAUGAUACUUAUAUAGAUGUUGGUUUACUUGGCAGUCGAGUAGCACCUGAAGAUCGUCUGUUCCAUCCAACGUCUGCAAUGUGUGCUAAUUACUGCAAGUUAACUGAAAAAACCUGUUCUUCACCAGAUUCAGACCAGGAUUUUGUAGCAGGAGCAAAGGCUCGAAUAAGAGAGCUGGAAAAAGAGUCUGAGAACCUAGAGGAAGCCUACAGAAACUACCAAAAUAGAAUUAUUCGGACCGCCAUUCAGAAAAGUUCAGAAACUCAAGCUUUUUCUCCAAUGUCAGUUAACAAUAUUCUCAGUAGAAUUCCAUCCACCCACCAGCAUAGAGUAACAUUUGCAGACAACGCCUUUACUUCUCAACAGCUACAGUUUACGACAAGAGCUCAAAUACAUGAGGAAAAUCACAGACAAAUAACUAAAAUUGAAGAUCACCAAACUCCUGCUGUAUCUCAAUUUACAUCUCCAAGACACUGUUCUUCAACACCUGUCAAGCAUAAACUUAAAUAUGAUCAGUGUAGUAGAACGUCAGAAGGUGUCGAUGGAUCAUUUCUAGCCAUUAUGCCCAGUGUACCGGGUCAGCCAACAUCAAUUACAACUAAUGAACUCCAUGUUGUCAACAGUCCAAACUCUCUUUUACCUGACACAAAUGAAAGAUCUGAAAGUAUUCCAAUAGACCAUCCUGUAUCUUGUGAAUCUUCAACAAAUCAAAGGUUUGAAGAACUGAUUGAGCAAUCAGAUGACCAUUUUGAAAUUGAGCAAGAAGGCAAUCUAACCCUUAACAAAACUUUGUCCCAGCACUGGGGGGAAGAUGUUAAUCGAGGAUCUGUUUCUUUAUUAGACCAAGAAACAAUUUUAAAUCCUGCGGAUACAGGUGCAGGUAAAUUCAAAAAUCCUGAAGAAGAGAAGGGCAGCGAGAAGGAGAAGGGCAAAGAAGAAGAAAAGACAUGGGAACAUCAGAGGCAGGGAGAUGGAGACAAACAGUGCCUGGAAAGACAGGAAGCGAUGGAAGGGGAACAGAGACAUCUGGAAUUCCUAGAACAGGAAAAGGAGGAAAUACUGAAGAUAGAGCCAAACAAAGAAAGAUCAAAGGAGUGGAUUUCAGGAGGUGCAGAAUUGCCAGCUUCAAGUACAGACCCACUUGAAAAAUAUAUGAAAAUAAUUCAACAGCAGAAGGAAGAAGAAAUGCAAGAACAGAGUUCUAAAAGAGAAGUAGAAGAGAGUUCUUUACUCCAAACAUUGUCAGAUGGAAAAGCGGGCAGUUCUGCAGCUUCACAUGAUGAAGGUGAUGACAAUUUCUGGUGAAAUACACCCAACUACAACACAGAUCUACUGCAGAAUGUAAUCCAUUGUACACUUGAAAUUUUAAUUGGAUUCAUAUAAAUAUUUAAUUCUUAAUAAUGUUCUGUCUAAAGACAUCUUUUUCAAAAUACUUAAUUAGUCAAUGAACAUUGUGAUUAUAUUGAUACAAUUUUCAUGCAAAAACGCUGCAAAAUAUAAGUAUGAGAAAAAGUUAAAUAAGUUUUGAUACAAACUUAUCCCUUCAGGUCUGUAUUUUUCAGCUACGGCCUGUAGUGUAACCUGCUAGUACUACCUUCGGAGACUGAUAUUUAUAUGUGUAGUAACUUAUUGCGCAUGAGUAAACCUGUUGAGGUAAAAGUGAAACCGGAAGAGAAAAAGGCUAAUUAAAAAUAACACGUGGAUAGUAUGAAAAGGAAAAUGAAAGAAACACACAUUUCAGAAAUAAGAGGGUGGGAAGAAAUCAAAACAGGCUCCAGAUAACAAAAUAAAGAGCAAAAAAGAGAAUUGUGGCUUCUGCCCCCCAGGUUGUUGAUUGAUAUCUUUGGCUUAGGUCAUGCAUCUGCAUAGACAUAAAAUUUUAACUCAAAUGACUUAUUGGCCAUUUGGAAGGGAACACUAGAAAGAUGAUGACUGAUACAAUAGAAAAUAGUUUACUUAUCAGAUUAUAAAAGACAAAUUACAGAAGGUGAUUCUAAACCAUGCAAUUUCAAUGCAUAGAAAUGUUCUGCUCAAGCAACUUAACGAAACAGGGUAAAAUCUAACUUUUAGUUCAGGGCAAACAUUCAAGUCAGAUUUACCCACAUGCUUUGUUUGCUCAAUAGUAUGUUCAACUGUUUUGCCUUGGAUACAAAGAGUUUGACUUGCUGAAAUGUACAAGAAUACUUUAAACAUCUUAACGCUAGGAGAAAUAGCUUUUAUUUAAUUGUUAAUGAAUUAGCACAUAACUACUUAAAUUGAAAAGUAAAUUUCCACAGAAAAAUCCUGGAAACAAACUUGGUUAAUCUUUCUCUUCAUAUGUAAGUGAAGUUUAUAUGCCCAAGUUAAUGUUAAAGUUUAAUUUGAAAGAAUGCUGUAUACUAAAAAUGAUUUAAUUACAAAAAGUGACGUAAAAAUGAAUUUAACAUAACUCUUCUAGAAUGUCUGUUAAUGAAAUUUGUCACAGGAAAUGUUCAGGUUAACAAUGUGCGAAGAAAUGUACUUUCGUUCAAAUAAUUAAACUUGUAAUAGAUAUGAGAAUUUUAGUUCAAAUCAUAAGAACAAUUUAUAAUCACUGGCUUUUGCAUGUCCUAAUUUUAGCAGUAUGUUUAGUAAAGGAAAAUUGUAAAUGCCUAAAAUUAGCAUUUGUCGACGUUAGAAAGAAAAAGCUGGAGGAAUGAGGCCACCUGAACUGUAAAAUAACGUUAACUAGAUUUAAUCAUCCACUUCUGUCUAUCAAAACUGAGCUAAAACUAAGUAAUGAGUGGUGUUGGUUAAUUUGAACAACAAUAGAAAACUUAAACUGCAUGUUUAAGAUAUAAAAUGAUAAAUGGUUAAUGUAUUAGAUUAUAUUUGCUUAUUAGAAGCACUGAAAAUACUAAUUUCAGGUUGGAUAUACAAAAAAUGCAGGCAUGAUUAAACUAUCUAGAAUCUUAAAAAUUUGUUAAUAAUGAAAUGAUAAAGAAGGCUGUGGUCUACAGUAAUAAAUCAGAUUAUUACAUAUGGAAAAUGAAAGAGAUCUAUUGCAAAACCAUUAUGUAUUUGGAAUACAUUUACUUGGAUUCCAAAAGCUAGUUUCUUUCUCUUUUUGCUAGCUCAAUUAGUUUACUUUUGCUGCCACCACCCCAACCUCACACACACACAUACACACCCCACAGUAUCCCCACCGCAAAACCGUUGUUGAUCUGUUUGUAAAGCACACUGAAGCUGUACAGCGAAUGUAGUCCAGAAAUGGAAAAAGGGGCCUAAAGACUAAUUCCAAGUACAAUUUAUGAUGAAAAUAAAUCUAUUAAAACUGAGCACUUUCCUGGAAUCUUAGGAACUGAGAACUGAGGAAUGAUCUGUCAUAGAGGAAUUAAUACAAACUGCUCACUGAAGAUGUUCAGUUUGGUUCUGAACACUUGCAAAUUUGCUUGUUAAUGGACGCACAUCUGCACUGCACAGCAGUCUAUAGAUUUGUCACAGCUGCUAGGUUUUCUGUUCAAUGGCUCUGCUGGUAAAUGUUGGACUGUAUUGUUCUUAUGUGUAAGAAUUCAGUCGUUCUUUUGAUCGGGAAGCAUGGAUAUCGUGAAGUUCCUGCUCUUCUUUCGUUUUGAGAUCCUGGUAUAUUUGCAUUUUGCAUGCAUCCUUCAAGUACGCCCAGUUUGCAGACAAAAUCAUGAGGAAAUGGAUCUGGAAGAGAAGGGUGAGGAGGAUGGCUAGUGAGCAUGUCAAGAUGCAUAGCAUGCCGCUAGUCAAAUUACUCCAAGCUGUUAAUUAAAACAAGGUUACAAUUAAGGGUAAAACUAAAGAUCAUAUAAUUCUGAAUAGUGCAACAACUUAGCUGUUAUUUGGGAUCAUACAAAGACACAGCUGUCAACACACAAAAGUAUGGACAUGAAAACUAAUUCAUGAAGCUCUAUCUAGAAAUACAGUUUAAAGAGAGACAUAUGGACAGUUUUCUAUGUCCUGAAGUUUUUUGAAAAUCAUGAACCAAAGCUAGAAAUGAAGUCUUAUUAAACUAAAUUCAGUAUUCUGUAUUUUUAAAGGAUGUUUUCUAGGUAUGCACAUACAACAGUCUAAAUUAUAUGGAAUAUAUAAUGCUAUUUUCAUGAAUGAGAAUUCCUGUUUUCUUAGGAGAAUGUUCGUGAAAAAUGUGGGUAUAAAAUUGCCUAAAUCCAACCCAAAAUGUAAAUAAUGUAGAGAAGACUGCAUUUUGAAUCAUCAUAGAACUCCUACAAUGCAGAAGCAGGCCAUUCGAACCAUAGAGUGACCCUCUGAAGAGCAUCUCACCCAGACAUAGCUCCCCACUAUAUCUCAUAAUCCCACAUUUACAAUGGCUAAUCUACCUAACCUACACAUCCCUGAACACUUUGGAUAAUUUCAGCAUGGCCAAUCUACCUAACCUGACAUGUUGUUGUCACUGAAAAUUGAUAACAGAAAUGCUAGAGGAAUGUGUAUGAAUUAACAUCAAUGACUGCAAAAUGAAGUUCAAUAGUUGUUGGUAUGGUUUCAGAAAGCUUCAGAAAGAAUGUCUACGUCUCAGUAUCUUAAAAUACUCCCGAAGGAAAACUAGGCUUCAAAAUUGGUUUAAAAGCAAUCAUUUUUGGAUAGCUAGAAAAUCCAAGUAACUUCACAGCUGAGGCUAAUGUCCAGACUUUUCAUAAUCUUUAAGUUUUUAAAGUCACUAACUCCAAAUCACUUCUGCAAAAACUGAAGAGAAGUAAAUGGAUAGUGGAGUUUACAUUCAUACAGUUAUUUGUUCAGAGAACUGAAUGAAGCGGAACUGAUGCUAACAUUAAAAAGACCAAAAAAAACUACAAAUUUGAAAGACCAAGUGACGAAGAGAGGAAACAACUGAAAGAUGUUGCAUUGCUGCACAGAAUACAGGUCUUCAGGUGUGAUAGGGAACAAAGAAGAUCAAAAAGAGAAAAAGGCAGGGGAAUUCAUGAAAGUGAUCCAAAGUAGAGGCAAGAGAUUUGAGAGACUAUUGCUACAUCAUUCUUGUGAGCUUUAGAGCGGACAUCUGGAGUUUUAGCAUAACUGCUUACGAGGCAUUUUUGGUAUUCAUGUGUGUCAUUCCAAAAUGUAGAUAAAGGUUAGAAUAUCCUCUCACUGUUCAAAUAAUAAUCCAAAUUGUACCAUCUGAGCAGCUGUUUGUCAGACUUGGCUACAUAACUAGAAACUGUCCUCUGCUUAGACUGAUCAAAGAAUUGAGUGGUUAACUAAGAAGUAGAAGAACCUCUUGUGUUUAAACUUGAAUAAAGUUCAGUUGUUCUACCUUGACUUCCAAAAUUAGCCAGAACUGCAACAUCAAGACUUUGUUAGCUACAUUAAACUGUAUAGAGUCUAGUCCAACUUAAUAAAAGUUAGAAUAUAACAGCUCUGACUGAUGGGAAAAUAUUGCUAUGCAGUUAAAAGUAAAUAGAUAAUACUGGCCAAAAUAGUUUGAUGAUUACUACCUUGCCUAGACUGUGAGGGCAAAAAACAGAGGGGUAUUGAUAAUGGGUCACGAAAGAAGAGAGAGGAAGAUGUGGGAUUCCUGGAUGGGAAAAUCAGUCGGUUGACAGAAAGUAGCAAAUUAAAUGGGCAAGCAAUUAAUGACAAUCGAUUGAUGGCAGGUCAUAACUGUCCGAACUUUUCUUUUAAGUGGUAAUAUUUUACAGUGAAUUAAAUGAUUAAAUUAUUAAUAUUGCUGAUUGUAUAAUUGAUUUAGUAUGCUGUACUGCACAUUCCUACACUUGCAAGUUUGUAAAUUUUGGAUUAUAUUUGUGUUAUUUUUAGGGAAAAAUAGGCAUAAAUGUGAAACAGGUUUGAAGAUUACUCUGAAGCAUCCUGUAAAAAUAGGUAUUUUGCUAAAUAUAAUUCAAAACCUUACAAUUCUGAACAGUGCUAGAACUUGUUACCAGCGGGGCAGAAUCAGACAUCCCAGCAUUUCUUAUUGCUGAGAAUGAGUUGUCAAUGAGCUGAUUAAGCUACAGUUUGCUUAGGGUAUCGUGCUUAGAAUUGUGUGGGAAAGCAAAGAAAAUAAGCAUGCAUAAUCUUGAAUUAUGUUGUGUCCAUUGUUGGCUGAUGAUUGUGAAACAGAUGUAACAGUUUUCCACCUCCCAACUAAAGGAGAAGGUGCACUGGUAAAUCAAAUUGGGUUGGGGAUAAAUAAUAAAGGAACACAUGUAAUUCCUAAAAGCAUAAAACUUUACUGGAGAAUGAUGAAAAUCACGAAAAGGCAGCGAUUUUGUAAAGAAAGCAUGUUUAUUUUGAGUAUAUGAAGAAAAAAAUGAUUGAAAGUCAAUAAAGUGUCUAUACAUACAAUUUCAAAAUACUGCAUUAAGAAAAUUAAAUAAUGCCGAAAUGUGGGAAUUUUUGUAACAAAAGGUGACUAAAAACAAGCGUAAAGCAUGCAGUUUUGAGGUUAACAAAUAUUAUAAUGGCACAUUUGAAGAUUUUUAAAAUGUCUGGCAAAGGCAAGUGUUACACUUAAUUAACAAAGAAACAAUGUACUAACCCUUGGCUGUCAAUGCUGCAACUGUAGAGAAAAAAUGUUAGUACUUAGGGCAGUCACUCAUUCUCAUACUAAGCCUCAAACUGGUGCAAUCCCAGCAACACAGAAGAACCCUACUCAUGGGAAUGGGGAAUAGGAGACAACCUAUAUUCCAUCACUUCUUACACCAAACAACCUAUUUCUCACAAUCUCUUGUGCUCCAACAAACAAAGCAUUUGCCAUGGGUCAGGUGCAAGAUCUGGCUAUUUAAGGAGUCAGUUUCUUAAGACCAACACUGGUCUGGUUGUAUUCAGUUGGUCAUUUAACAAAUUUAGGCAGAUUCUUUUUGAUGCACAAGGUAUCUUAAAAGCAGUUUAGUUGCUGUCACUGCAUUAUUUCCCUUUUAAAACUUAUGUUAAUGUUUUCUAUUAUAGAAUACAAAGCUUGUCUUCCUGUAUUUUUAAAGUCAGUAAUCAGUCUGUGUUAGUUUGUUAUAUAUUUCCAUAACAUCAAAACUUUUUGAAGACAGUAUUCCAGAGAUGAGAAAAUUAGAAAACUUAACUGGGUGCAAAAUAUCUAUCAAUGCAUACUUGCCUGUUAAAUAGAAAUUUGCUUUAACAAAUCAUGCAUGUUCAAAGCUCCUAUAUGUGCCCUUAACUGUUCGUGAUAAUGGAACAAAACAGAUAAACCAUUCCCACAAAUCUACUUGUUUCCAAUACCAGCAGCAUUUAAUUGGACCCACUUUUUCCACGUGAUUUUUUUAAAAAAAAUUGCUAAGUGCAUUGCCUUGGUAAACCAGAAUUUAUAAUUUUUUAAAAUAAUGAAAUCAAAUUUACAAAAAUGUUUGCCUUAUAACAAUAAUAAUUUACUGAUUUGUUUUUUGUAGAGGCACAAUUCACUGAGUGAUCUGUGUGCUUUUAUUGAACUGAGCACUCUUAAUGAAGGCAAAAAUGGUAGGAGAAAGGCAUCUGAUUGGGCACUUUAUUGGUUGUGGUAUUUUAAACUGAUCAGCCAAUUUAGUUUGUUUAAAAUAUAUCAGCCAUGUGAAUUUUUAAAGCUUCCAAACCAUUUACAAUGUAGUUCAAGUUAGUCACCCUGUGGCAAAUACACUAAUUGAUUUACAGUUCUGACAAGCCUCACAAUUUGGCAAUACUGGAUGAAUAAAGUUGAUCUGAAAGAGUCCUUUAAAAUGAAAUGGAGUUAAAGCAGAUUGUGGGAAAGCUUUGACAUAACAAGUUUUGCCCCAAUAAAUUUCUCUUGUGUUUAACACAUAGCAAAUCAGUUUUGGACUUUUUAAAAUUUUGUCACCAUUAGUAGUGAAAUUUCUCCAUAUCAAACCAUUGACAAACGUUAAUUCUUCUAUGUUAAGUCUAUCUCAUCAUCAAUUGAUAACAAACACGCAUAUACUUGCAAUGGCAUGUGCGUGAGCAACUGAAUGAUUUGGGACCAACCGAUUAUAUAUAAACCUUUCUUAUCAAUGCAAUGCGAUCGGCAUGAAAUAGUGAUCCCAUAUUAAGAGACAAAAAUAGCCAGACCGUACAUCUCUAUGGCAGUCAUGUUAAUUCAAAAAAGACACUAAGAAGAGUGGUGUAAGUGUUGAAGCUAUAUGAUGCUUUCUUGUGCUAUUUACAAAUUAUUCUUUUGUAAAAUGCAGAUUAAUAAGUUCUGUUUUAGUCCAUGAUGCCAGUGGUAGUUCAAGCUACUCAGUGCGGCUCGUAGAGCUCUGUAUACUGCUUCUAUAGCAACUUAGAAUUUUGUGCAGCAGUCUUCUCGACUCUUAAACUUCAAAACAGCAAAGUUAUAUGUAGUAGCCAUCAUGUAGAUGAGCUGGUAGAAGGAAACAGAACAAAGUGAUAAGACAAUGCUCACCGACACCGGCACCCCAGACAACACUGCAAAUCCAUAUAAACACCUAUCGAUAAAGUUUGACAACAAAAUAAAAUCCAUUCAUUUUGGCAGAAAUAUCUACAAACAAGAUUGUGCCUUUCAAUGAACAUAGUAACAUUUUCAAAUUAUAUAGUGCAAGCCCAUAGCCCCAAACAGCUUUUACAAACAAGCAGUACAAAUUGUAUUCAACAGACACAAUAGGAAGUCAAACACCGUGUAUCAUCAACUUUGACAGAUCAAGGUGACAGCAUUUUAAACACAUCUAUCAAAUUGUUCUUACAGUUGUAAAAUCGAGAUGGUGUUCAACAAAUAAUGAUCAACAUUUAUAUUUAGCCCUAAAAUAAAUCCUUUUCCUAACUAAAGGAAUUUGGUUCAUAAAUGCUAGAUUAGCUGCUACUCUAGAAUAGCAGAUCAAAGUUCAAGACACUAAAUUCAAACUGCAGUCUCUGCUGAUAUUCAUUUAGAACACAACAGGAAAAAAAACCAUGUAAUGAAAUUAUCCAGUGGUCCCUUUUCAGAGUACUCAAAAGCACCAUCAAUGGAGUCAAAAGAAACCAGAAUGGUACAGGUUGAACAGAUCAAGUAAAGUUUGAAAAGAUAAAAGUAAGCUAAACAACAAAAUAAUCAGUUCUGCUCCACAACCUAUCCCUAAUCUGAAGGUGCUUAUCUUUGGAUUACCUGAGUAUCCUCUCAAUUUUUGUUGUGAAAUACCAAAGAUUUUUAGCCAAGUGUUUGUCAUGAAUGUAUUGUGUUAUUACAAUGUUCAUUUUUCAAAACAAAUCCAAUAAGAUUCAGUCCAAAAUUAAUUUUAUAUUGUAAUAAUAAUGAAUUUAGUGAUCAUCAUCUUUAUUUCAGUGUUGAAAAGUUAAAUACAACUACAAAACUAAAUACAAUUGUAAAUUGUACAGUUUACAUCAAACUUUCAAAUUCUACUGAAAUUAAAC